Daktulosphaira vitifoliae (grape phylloxera) is the source of this 865-nucleotide messenger RNA. RefSeq lists its product as uncharacterized. Lineage: Eukaryota; Metazoa; Arthropoda; Insecta; Hemiptera; Phylloxeridae. The transcript has a single exon. The record is from RefSeq and is a predicted model, not a curated record. Bases 219 to 632 code for a protein of 137 amino acids.
AAAUGGUGGCGGUAUAGCUUGGAAGGGGAGGAAAGGCACACAUUAUUUUUAUCCAACUAGUAGGUUUGGUAUACGCAACACAGUCAUAAUCGAAAUACCUCCUCGUAAGUGUGGUCAGUUCCGCAAAAUUUAUAAUUAACUAUCAAAAACGAAUCAACCCAUUGAGUGAUACAAUUUUAAUAGAUUUUUAAAAUAGUGUAUAUUGUUAUUCACGUAGAAUGGAAAUUCGAGUAGUUUUCUUAGUGGUCGCAUUAGCCGUAACUGUUUCUGAAGCUGGUGUAUUGUCAAACAUUCGCGAUGGAAUUCACAAUAGGUUUAACAGUUUGAAUAAUCUAAAUCCUUUUGCUCAAGUUAUUACUACCCAAGAACCACAAAAAUCAUCCACUCCACACAAUCAACUUAAUGGUAUAUUACCAACGAAUGGUCGGUUAGGUGACAUCAACCAACACACUUCCGAUCCUACAAAGAGCCAAAAUCCAUUGCAAUCAAUACUACCAAAUACAACCCCAGGGCCCAAAUUGGAGACCACUACGCACACCCGGUCAAUCAUCAACGCACCUUCGGUUUCUUGUCCAAACGGUCAAAAAAUGACAGCUGACAGAGAGUGUAGAGAAGAGUUUGUCGAUGAUUAACUGGAACAAAUGAUAAGUAAAUUUUUAAUGUUUAUAAUUUCAUAGAUUUAAUCAAUUUUAUUUAAAUUUAAUUUUACACUAAAUUGACGAUUAUAAAAAACAAUAAAUUUAGCUAAUUUAUUAUUAUAGAAAUGUUAUUAUUAGUUAUUUUUGUAUUUAUACACAUACAUAUACAUAUGAUAAAUGAUGGAUGAAUCAAUAAAAAUAAAUUUUAAUUUUAUAGUUUCUUAUCA